Molecule: messenger RNA, 1408 nt
Organism: Cyprinodon variegatus (sheepshead minnow)
Lineage: Eukaryota; Metazoa; Chordata; Actinopteri; Cyprinodontiformes; Cyprinodontidae
Gene: hmces
Product: 5-hydroxymethylcytosine (hmC) binding, ES cell-specific
Exons: 6
Coding region: 196-1275 (359 amino acids)
Biological process (GO): DNA damage response
Molecular function (GO): single-stranded DNA binding
Source: RefSeq, a predicted model, not a curated record
UAAUGCUCAACUAACAUUUUUGCCAACCACCAGAAAUAAAUUCUAAAAGAAGAAGAAGAGGCGCUCUGACUGGCGGGUUGGUUCGAUUUACCGCGACAAACUUCCGCUCUGUUAUCUAACACACAAUUCCAACUCACCCACUUGGACGUUCUUAGAUAUUUUACGCCAAUACAUUCGAACUAAAACCUUUCUGAGAUGUGUGGAAGAACCGCUUGCACUCUCGCUCCUGACGAAGUGAGCCGAGCCUGCUCUUACAGGACCCGGGGCGGACAGCGGAGACAGCCCCGCUGGAGGGAUGGAGACGCGGAUAAAUACAGACCAUCUUACAACAAGAGUCCUCAGUCCAUGAGCCCGGUUCUGGUAUCGCAGAGACAUUUCGAUAAGAGUGCUCCUGUGGAUGAAUGUGUUUUAGCUUCAAUGCGUUGGGGUCUGAUACCUGCAUGGUUCAAGGAGAGCGACCCAAAUAAGAUGCAGUACAGUACCAGCAACUGCCGGAGUGAGAAUAUUCUUGAGAAGAAGUCCUACAAGGACCCCCUCUUAAAGGGACAGCGCUGUGUCAUCCUGGCUGAUGGAUUUUAUGAGUGGCAGAGGAGGGAAAAGCAGAAGCAACCUUUCUUCAUAUACUUUCCUCAGAGAACCAGCCCAAGCCAGGAGAAGGAAGAGGAUCAGCAACUCUUGUCUCCAACUUACAAUAAGGAAAAAUCAGAAACAGGCGUAAUCUCCCCUGGCUUUUCAGAGGAAAGUGAAGCUCCCCCUGAGUGGACAGGGUGGAAGCUGCUGACGAUGGCAGGAGUCUUUGACUGUUGGUCGCCACCAACAGGUGGAGAUCCUCUUUACACAUACAGCGUCAUCACAGUGAAUGCUUCCCCAAAUCUGCAAAACAUUCAUGACAGGAUGCCAGCCAUCCUUGACGGAGAAGAAGAAGUGAGAAGAUGGCUUGAUUUUGGAGAGGUGAAGUCUCUUGAUGCCAUCAAGCUGCUUCAGCCCAAAGACAUCCUGACCUUUCAUCCCGUUUCUUCUUUUGUCAACAACUCACGCAACAACUCCCCAGAGUGCCUUCAACCAGUGGAUCUGAACAGCAAAAAGGAGCCUAAAGCCUCAGCAAGCAGUAAGAUGAUGAUGAGCUGGCUGUCAAGCAGCAGCCCUUCAAAAAGAAAGGACCCUGAUGCCAAUGAGAACAAAGAAGAGGACGGCAAGGCUAAGGCACAAAGCAAGCCUGUUGGAGGACUUAGGCUGUGGCUCCAGGGAGCCAAUAAGAAACCAAGAACAAAAUAACCGUAUGAACUGAAAACCAAAAGGAAAUCCUUCCAUCCUUAUUUUUCUGCUAUAAUUGUUCAGUUACGUUUUUUAAAUGCAUGUUAAUACUUGAUUUAUAUCUGGAAAUUUGACUCAGAUUUAAUAAAUAAAA